AUGCAGGAAAACGAUAGUUCCUGCAGUCGCCAAAGCAGUGCGUGCGGUACUGUUUUAGGUUCCAGUGUUGCAUCUGACGCAUCUAAUGAUGUAAAGAAUUCUUUGCCUCUCGUGAACCAGCAAUCUAUCUCCCUGGUCGGACCCCCAGUCGAAUCUCUGGACGACACCAGUCCAGCAGAAUUAUUGGUAGCAGCAAGCAACUGCGACGUGAAAGCAGCAUCGACGGACUACGAGCCGCACCUGUCGCAGAUCGACGGACCCUGCGAUGCAGAAGAUGAGUCCCUCACUCCGUUUGACAAACGACCAUCAUACCUGCAAAUCUCCCGUCGUCUUCAGAGUAUUCGUACCUUGCCCGCCUUGGUCGCUUGCUUCUCUUCACUGAUUAUCACUUCAGCCAUAUGCGGAGCCGAGAUGGCAAUCAGGGCUGUUGAUAUAUACUCGUCAUUAGCCUUGUUAUGUUCUUCAGUCAUUGCCUGCAUGUUGGCCAUCAUCGCAGCUCACAAAAAAAGUCACGUCCUUCUUGUUGGCCUCGUGAUGCUAGAGGUUCUCUUUACUUUGUACUCAAUAGCAUUUGCCUCUGUUGGGCUUGUUAAUGUGACCCGCUUACGAAAGCGUCAACAAAGUUUGCAAGAAAAUGAGACCAUGCAAGCAGAGCAACUGGAAAAUGCGUUAAAGAUCUCUCGACGCAUGCUGAUUGAACAGGCAAUAUUUGCUGGGCUGUAUUUCAUCAUCGCAGUGGCGCAUUGCUGCGCUGCAGCUUCAGUGAAUCACCUGCGCGCAACAGUCCGGCCAUUUGACAGUCGCCUACGAAGGAAGCGUCAAAGAGCAAGGGCCAUGAAGAAGUUGAACGUGCUGCCUCCUCCAAAGCAAGAAGGAACCAAAGGCGCCGGAUAUCAGGAGAGCAAGGCAGGAAAUUCUCCUGUAGACUUGCAGUUGGUACACUACAGCCGCGAGAGUCAAACGGAGGAACCGCCUAGCCAUAGCUUGCAAUCUGAUGAAGCUGGGGAUGGCACCGAGAGGCAAUCAGUCAGAAACACUGCAAGCAGUCUUGUGACGAGUAGUUCCUCCAGCGGCACAAGCAAUCAUCAAACUAUAGCAGAGAAUUCCGCAGAAACAUUGGAGGCACAAGAUAUUUCCUAG
Messenger RNA from Eimeria acervulina, 1140 nucleotides. RefSeq lists its product as hypothetical. The transcript has a single exon. Lineage: Eukaryota; Apicomplexa; Conoidasida; Eucoccidiorida; Eimeriidae. The record is from RefSeq and is a predicted model, not a curated record. The coding region runs from base 1 to 1140 and encodes 379 amino acids.